AGUGAAUCAAUUUGGUUUAUACACACGUUAAUAUUGUUAUCAUUGUUAAUUAGUUAGGGUUUGCAUCCAUCAUAUCAAUCAGAGAUGAGUAGUGUUUGCGACGAGCAGCACAAUUUCCACCCCUCCCACCAGCUCCAAUCAUUCAAGAAAACCCUCCUCAGGGACAGCAACACUGACAUCCCACCGAGGAAGCUCCUCACCCGCCGCAGCCCCCAAGAAUUUCCCUCUUCUGACAUGUACGCCGCAGCUGACUGCGGAUCCCCGCGCUUCUCCUCCGCUGACGAGGCCCUCGUCCGCAAAUUCCUCCCCUGCAACACCGGCUCUGAUGACUCUGAUGACGACGAGGUCGAUCCCUACUCCUCCGACCACUUCCGCAUGUUUGAGUUCAAGGUCCGCCGGUGCACCCGCAGCCGCAGCCACGACUGGACUGACUGCCCUUUCGCCCACCCCGGAGAGAAGGCUCGCCGGCGGGACCCGCGCCGCCAUCACUACUCAGGCACCGUGUGCGCGGACUAUCGGCGUGGAUCAUGCAGCCGCGGCGACAGCUGUGAAUUUUCGCACGGAGUCUUUGAGUGCUGGCUGCACCCGGCGAGGUAUAGAACUGAGGCUUGCAAAGACGGGAAGAACUGCAAGAGGAAGGUGUGCUUCUUUGCGCACACGCCACGUCAGCUUAGGGUUUUGCCGGCGGAUCAGGUGCUUUCCCCCAUGGCUGGUUCCAAGAAGUACCACCUGAACAACUCAUCGGUGGGGUCGCCCCGUUCCUGUUCGAACAACAAUAAACAGUACUGCUGUUUGUUCUGUCAUUCAGCGGCGGCGACGUCGUCUCCAACUUCGACUCUGUUGGACGGUAUGUCUCAUCAUUUGUCGCCGCCUGUGUCGCCAGCAGCUAAACACUGCUCGUCGGUGGACGAGUUUCAUAAUUCGCCAGUUAUGUCUCCCUGUGGUGGGUUAGGGUUGGGGUGUUUGGAUCAGGUGCAUGCAAGCACAGGUGGGUUGAUGAGCUACAACGAAGUGGUUGCUGAGCUCAUGAGCUCCUUGGAGGCCAUGAAAUUCCAUGAAGCUGCCGCUGCCGCUGCUGCUUCUCAGAAGAGGUGGGUCGACAUUUCAUUUGAUGUGAAUAUGAAUUAUGCUGCUGCUGAUGACGAUCUGCAGCAGCAGCAACAACAGUUUAUUCUUUCACCGUCCACUCCGAGCCCAAGCCAACCAUUUGGAGGCGGAAAAGGACGCGGGAUCAAUUUUUUUGACGGGGAUGAAAAUUGGUCAUCAAGAAAUGGAAGCUUGUUGGGUUUUGAUCGUGAUACCAAUAUGCCCAUAAAAAAUAACGAGAUCAUUAACGGAGGAGGGUUUACCUCAGCCGCUGACUCGGACCCGGAUCUUGGCUGGGUUAAUGACCUCUUGAUGUAAAGGACUUUGGUAACUCUCUGACUGCCAUGAUUUGGAAGCUAGAUGAUCAUCAUCGUGUGAUGUGAAGGACGGACGGACGGACGAGAUCCAACUUAAUAAAAGAUGGAUGGAUGGAUGGCCAUCGUAUCUGUCCAUCCCAUUCCCAGGCCAACUGUAUAUAUUGCAUGCUUCACCAGCCGUACGUACGUACGUACGCGUAUGCAUACGGGAUUGAGCCGUACAUUAUUAAUUGUUGUCAUUAUUUUCUGUUUAUUUUUUUCAAUUAUCAAUUGUUGUUAAUUUCUUUGUUGGAGAUGUUUUUUCUUUUCUGAAGUCGGAGGCCGAGUGUAUUUAUAAUUAGCUGAUGAGUUGAUGACGUUGUUAAUUUCAUGUAUCUAUUUGAUAUUGAAAUGCUUUGGAGAAGAAUUAUCAAUCAAUAUAUUCAUAUACAUCUAUAUAUUAUGCA
Molecule: messenger RNA, 1849 nt
Organism: Malus domestica (apple)
Lineage: Eukaryota; Viridiplantae; Streptophyta; Magnoliopsida; Rosales; Rosaceae
Product: zinc finger CCCH domain-containing protein 2
Molecular function (GO): metal ion binding
Source: RefSeq, marked provisional